Molecule: messenger RNA, 1712 nt
Organism: Medicago truncatula (barrel medic)
Lineage: Eukaryota; Viridiplantae; Streptophyta; Magnoliopsida; Fabales; Fabaceae
Source: RefSeq, a predicted model, not a curated record
ACUGGCAUUUUUAUGUAAGUAGUAGAAAGAAAUAAGGAAGACGCAAAAAGCAUUGAUAUUAAUCAAUCAUGUCAACUUUGCUGUGGACGCCUUCUUUGUAUUCUGUGAAACUCAAUUUCAACGGUGGAAGACAAUCAUCUCAGAAGCUGCUUAACGCAAACUCCUCCUCCUCCUCCUCUGCUCAUUUCCGACGCACGCACCGUCGCUUUACAAUCUCUUGCAAUUCUUCUUCUUCUAACGACGAUGACUCAACAAAACCACAAUCUCAAUCCCAAUCCCAAUCCAUUCAACUUUACUCCCAAAUUGAAAGAUUAGUUACUACUUCUGCUAGUCAAUCACAAGAUGCAUGGUGGGGUUCUUCUUCAGAUUGGACUCAAGUCGAGGGAUCAUGGAUUCUCAAACCCAAAAGCUCCAAGCCCAAUUUUGUUGUACAUUUUGUGGGAGGUAUAUUUGUAGGAGCUGCCCCUCAGCUUACCUACCGUUGGUUUCUUGAGCGUCUAUCAGAAAAGGGUGUAUUGAUCAUAGCAACUCCGUAUGCUAGUGGGUUUGAUCACUUCCUCAUUGCAGAUGAAGUGCAGUUCAAAUUUGAUCGGUGUUACCGCACACUAGAUGAAACGGUCAAAGACCUUCCUAUUUUUGGCGUUGGUCAUUCUUUGGGAUCGCUUGUCCACCUUCUGAUUGGGUCAAGAUAUGCAGUUCAAAGAUCUGGAAAUGUUCUCAUGGCAUUCAAUAACAAGGAAGCAAGUUCGUCUAUCCCCUUGUUCUCUCCGGUUCUUGUUCCAAUGGCUCAAAACUUUGCUCCACUUCUAUCAGAUAUUUUUUCUUCACCAACUCUACGAGCAGGGGCGGAGAUGACUUUGAAACAGUUACAAAAUGUUAGCCCUCCCAUUAUGAAACAGGUUCUUCCUUUAGUUGAGCAGCUGCCUCCCCUGUAUAUGGAUUUGGCCAAGGGAAGAGAAGAAUUUACUCCAAAGCCUGAAGAGACCCGUCGACUUAUAAAAUCAUACUAUGGCGUAUCCAGAAAUCUUCUCAUAAAAUUCAAUGAUGAUUCAAUAGACGACACCCCAACUCUAGCACAGGUGCUCAGUUCUGAAUCAGCCAUUAGCUCUGUACUAGACAUGUCAAUACGCAAGUUGCCAGGAGAUCAUGUUCUUCCAUUGCAGCAGGCACUACCAGAUGUUCCACCAGCAAUGGCUGAUGCGGUUAAUCGUGGAAGCGAGCUUUUGUCGAAUCUUACUGUAGGAACACCAUGGGAGACUGUUGCCAAAGAAGUAGGGAACACACUAGGCAUGGAUUCAACAAAUAUCCUUCGUGCACAAGUAUCAAAGGAGAUGGAUAUCCGUGGAUGUGAUCUCGUCUUGGAUAGCCUCCAAUGUAGGGCCUAAAAUUCUGAGGCCGUAAAGUCGUAAUUCAUAUACAUAAGCAAGCAGAAAGUGAUGCUUUGUAGAAAUAUAUAGAAGAAAAAAAAUUGAAGUUGGCGUCAAAACUUUUUCAUUCUCUCUUGUAGAAUGUCAUUGAUGUUAAUCCAUACAAGUAAAGGCAAAUAGAUGUCAUUGAUGUUAAUCCAUACAAGUAAAGGCAAAUAGAACUCUGUCAAUCACCAGUUGCUGUAAUUGUGACUUAGAAAAUAUUGGUUUCUGUAUAAAGUCAAAAGACUCAUAUCAAAGGCACACUAGAUGUUAAUUUUUAAUUGAUUCUGUAAUUUUUCAGCA